Molecule: messenger RNA, 5130 nt
Organism: Porites evermanni
Lineage: Eukaryota; Metazoa; Cnidaria; Anthozoa; Scleractinia; Poritidae
Source: the annotation of a GenBank genome assembly
AUGCCUUUCUUUGGAUUAUUUAGAGGAAUAAUUUAUACUGUUCUCACUACAACAUUGUUCGUCAGCUGUAACUCAAUAAUAGCGUUGUCAACAACUUGCUUUGUGGCGAUAAGCAAGCCAAUGGAAUAUAAAACGAUCAUUACUAAGAGAAGAGUCAAGAUAUUUAUCGCUGUUUUAUGGGUAAUUUCUUUGUUCACCUGUAUUCUACCUGUGACUAGCGUGUCCGAGGAAACAUAUACGAUGAUUUAUCUUCACACGCACGCUACUGUACCGGCUAUUUUGUUGACUGUGAUUUACGCUAACGUGUUUCGCGCUCUCGCGCGGAGAACACGCGAAGUUCAACGAGAAGGUUACGACUCGAUUGUUAGUAACGCACUGGAACGUGAGAAAAAAAUGGUCAACGCCAUUGUCAUAAUUCUUGCGUUGUUUUACAUCACGUACACGCCUCAGUACAUAACUCUUCAUCUAUUGUACUUUUGCGAAUCAUGCAAGAAAUCGUUAACUUUCCACAUGAUCGAUGUAGCCUUGUCUAGAUUUUUGUACAUUAAUUCAGCUAUCAAUCCCUUUGUGUAUGCUUGGAGAUUGCCGACUUAUCGCCAGGCCUUUCAAGAUUGCUGGAAGAUGUGCCUUGGCAAACUUAGAAUCACUUCACCUAAAUCAAUCCCUAUUCCACUGCGUCAAAGGCCGAAUGGAACGUUUUUGGAUGGUAGGAGCAGAGCACAAAGUGAGCUAACUAUAACUGAAUCAUCCAACCUUUAAAUUAUUCUAUAAAAGUAAAGAGAAAGAAAAGUUAAGCAAGCGUUACUAAGUAAACAAGUGAGAUAGCGCUUUCUGGAUAAAUAAAUAUGUUAGGGUUAGGUUUAUAUAUUUCGCGCUCUCGCAUAUUUCGCUCGAUCGUUUUCUUCUUUAAGGAAAAGAAAAAGCUAACUUGUAGUAUACGACUUCAGCAAGCGAGCCUGGGUCCCCCCCGGGCAAGCGAGGACGACGACAAACGUUAGGUCUAAAUGAUGUAAAAAUAGAACAUCCGCAAGAGAGUUAAAAGUGGCACAUUUCUCCCUUCCGACGUUUCUUUACCCUGUGGGCAGACGUCUCCUAAUUUCUUUGUUGCACGCGGAAAAUUGUUCCUUUUCCGUGCCCAUUUGACAUGUUUAAGAAAACGUCUUCACCACAAAAAGAAAUAUCAAAUAGACAAUCAAGGAUGGUCGGAAACUGUGAACCAUUAACUUCCCAGCAAGAGAGAAUGAGCUUAUUAUAGCUCAUUCUCUCUUGCUUCCAAGUUAUUCUUAUGGUAAUUUCUAGUAAACUGCUUGAAAAUAGAAUCGGUUUAAGGCUUUAAAUUUUGCCCCCUCAGUUUUCGUGACUUUGCGACCUUCAUCAGCUUAGGAUCCUUAGUAAAGAACGAUAAAAAACCCCUUAAUAAUUUUUUAGCAAUAGUUGAAGGAAAAUCAGUCACGUAGUUUCUAUAAUAAAAAUAACCGAACAAAAAUAACCUUUUAUUGUCGCUCCUUUGAAAAAAUAUGGGAAUAUCAUUUAAUCAUUAUUUCUGAUAAUUGUUUUUGUUUUUUACACGCUUCGUUCACUUCCUCGUUUCAAUUUCUGAUGAAUUUUUUAGGCGUAGCAAUUUUUUAAAGCUUAGACACUGGAGAAGGCGAAGAGGAAUAUUUUCUCUUUUGAGAAGCGAGUGAACGGAGUAUGAAGGAGACGACUCUGAAGCCGUCACCACUCCUCACGGGUUACUCGAGUUCUGCAAGGAUAUUUGUAUUUCAUACUGUAGCCUACCACGGCUUCAUCACGCGCCUCAGUGCGAAACACACGCUUCGAUCUGCAUGCAUAAUUCUUGAUAACAUACAUGAGCCUCAAAAACAUUUACUUAUUGAAACAUGGAGAGUGAUAUUGGCAGAUCUAAGUUGGCCCUUUGAUAUUUUAGUACAAUCAGUUUAAAGAAUAAUUCCCUUGUUAAAAUUCAGGUGUGUGGAUUACGAACUGAAAUCUUGAUUUAAAAAAAUUCAAAAUUAAUGGUCGCCACAGCUAUUUCAAUAUACGUCAAGAAAAGCAAACAGGCUGUAAGCCACGACCUUUCUUUUGUAAGCGACCUGACAAGCGCAUAAGCGACCACCUGUGCAAAACACCAAAGUUUCCCUAGUCAAAGCCCUAUAAUUAGAACCCCUCAUAAGCGACCACGAACACAGUUGGGUCCCACGGUUUAUAGUUUUCCAUUGUUUUAAUAGAGAGGUUAAACAUGUUUACGUCUGACGGCAAACGCGAAUUUGUGCCACGUGACCAAGUUUCCCCUUUACUUUCGAUUUACUUGUCGUUUACUGUUCAUUAUUUCAACACAUAAAUUAGUAGUUUCACACAAUCUUUUAUCUAUAAAAAUUGUUUUGAGCUGUUUUUAUCUGCUAAUUUUCUAUUUUGAGAAAUUCUCAACUUAAAUCUGACGUUUGCCGUAUACGUGACGCUUAAACUCUCUAGUCUGUAAGCUGUUAACACUCAUCUAGUGCUAUUCUAGUUUGCUGUACUAGUACGCCAAUCAGCCGAAUACGAAGAACUUAAGUGACAACCUGGAUCUACAUGAAUACCUAAAAUAACUGGCAAAUUGCAUGCAAUGAACACCCUGUCAAAAAGUAGAAGUACCGGGACCUCUUUUGGGUAAACGCUUCGGGAGUUGAAACUGUAUCUUCAAAUCCCUGUGAUUAACUGCCGAAAAGCAUGUCAGCCGCUAACGUAUUAAUGGGAGCUAAAACGUUGUUUAGACUAUCCUGUGUACCAGAGGUUUUUUCCUGCGUGCAGAGGGAAUCUUCGGUGUCUGCCGAAGACACACUCGCGGGCGAAACCUAGUUUAUUGAGUAGGGACAUUGAUCGUUGGUUACAAAAUUGCAUCAUAUGUCUUUCACCAUGUACCAGAACUUGUUGAUAACUUAUCGCAACAAGUUUACAAAAGAUGGUUUUACCAACUCUACCAAAAAUUAAAUCCAGUAUAGCCUUAAGGGUGUCUGAACAAAGUUUCUUUAGUGGAGAGUGGUAACAAAGCGGGAGAAAAUGUUAUUAUUAGACUAAACGGUUUCUUUUUAUAUUAUUUUUUAAUUAAUCAGCAACUUCCGCUGAUCCUAGAUACUGCAUACACUCAAAAUACUCCAUCUAAAAAACAUCGAAUGAUGUAAAGCUCUCCAAUAUAUUAUGUGUCUUUCUCACACAACAGCGACCAUUUUAGUGCUUACGUCUCCAUUAAGGUUUAUUGUCCUGUUUUGGCUCCCAGAUUUUAAUAGCCACCAGUCGAGGCAAGAGAGUGAACCCUCGGAGCGACGUUGGAGUAAAACGUGCUCAGACCCCACACCGAGACUGUAAAAACAAUGCUCGCAGCAACGACUUUUCUUCGUUUGUAAUGAAAGAGCUGGAAAAAUGAGACAACUGGAAGUAGCAUGUAAUUGGGAAGUAGGAUGUAACUAGGUUUUCUAAUCAGGAUAGCUGGGAUCUAAGAUGAAAAAACAAACAAAAAAACAAACAAACAAACAAAAAACAAGUAAUAAUGAACGUAAAAAGUCGGCGGCUUUCGGCGGCAUCCGAAGCCAUUCUUUGGUCAAACGUCGAACUUUACAUGGGACGAACCUUAUGCUAAACUGGAGAAAGAACAACAGUUUCGCUCAUUAGCAUUAGAAGAAAAAAGUUUCAAUACUAACAAAAGCAAAUUCUUCAAACAAACGCGAGCAUCAGUUUCCUACCUUGACUGGCAAUUUCAAAGUUUUUUGCUGAAGCCAAGAUAUUCUUUAUUCCUGCCGACAGUUGUAUAAACAGUGCAAAGAACUUAGCAUAUUAUAAACAAUAUCAGUAAAUAUUAAACAAUGAACAUUAAAAUGCUUGUUGUAUACCAAUUUUCUUAGUUGAAUCAAAGUACUGAAUUUCUUAUGUGCUUCUUCAAUAUUAUUCACACAUUAUACGAGCAUAAGGGAAGCGUUACGUUAGUGGAAUGUGAUAUCGGGAGGGUGGCAUUUGAUAUUUGGCACAUCCGUAUACGUAAUUAAAGGUUUCGUGAGUAAAUUCAAGGUCAUUCCAGUGGCGUUAUCGUUAGCUCUGCCAGCCAAUAUGUCGGCACUGAAUUCUUCGGAUCCAAACUUUGAUAUUUACCUGUCGAUAAUUCAAGACAAAGGCUACUGGUUGACUUUAGCAUUCGUUGGAUUUUUUCUGGCCUUCACCAUUAUAAUGGGAAACUCACUUCUCCUCUUCAUAACUUACAAGGAUCCUCGAAAAACGCUUCGUACUCCACCAUGUUUAUUGAUCGCCAAUUUGAGCGCUUCUGACUUACUUCUUGGGCUGUUAAACGUUUCUCUCGUGGCGGUGAGAGAUGUGUAUCGUUACAAACAAGUUAAUAUGCCUUUCCUUGAAUUAUUCAGAGGUAUUAUGUCUACAGUUUUUAUUACAACAAUUUUCGUUAGUUGUUACUCAAUAGUAGCUAUGUCAACAACGUGCUUUGUGGCGAUUAAUAAGCCAAUGGAAUAUAAAACAAUCAUCACUAAAAAUAGAGUCAAGAUAUUUAUCGGUGUUUUAUGGAUGAUUUCUUUGUCGACCUGUGUUCUACCUGUGGCGAACGUUCCUGAGAAAACUUAUACCAUGAUUUAUCUUCACACGCACGCAACUGUACCAGCCAUUUUGUUGACUGUGAUUUACACGAACGUGUUUCGCGCUCUCUCGAGACGUACACGCGAAGUUCAAAGAGAGGGCUACAACUCUGUAGCGAGUAAAGCACUGGAACGUGAGAAAAAAAUGAUCAAAGCAAUUGUUAUAAUUCUUGGAUUAUUCUACAUCACAUACAUGCCUCAGUAUGUAUCUCUCCAUCUAUUGCACUUUUGUGAAUCAUGCAAGAAGUCGUUAACUUUCCACAUGAUUGAUGUAGCCUUGUCUAGGUUUCUAUACAUAAGUUCCGCUAUCAAUCCCUUCGUGUAUGCUUGGAGAGUACCGAAGUAUAACCAGGCCUUUCAAGAUUGCUGGAAGAUGUGCCGUGGUAAACUGAGAAUUACCUCCCCUAAAUCGUUUGCUUCCUCUCUUCGUCAAAGCCAGCUGCAAAGUGGCAUUGAAAUGUCUGUGGGUGCUAGGGACAGAGCACAAAGGAAGCCAACUGAGUCAACCAAGCUUUGA